Molecule: messenger RNA, 2061 nt
Organism: Fimicolochytrium jonesii
Lineage: Eukaryota; Fungi; Chytridiomycota; Chytridiomycetes; Spizellomycetales; Powellomycetaceae
Product: WD40-repeat-containing domain protein
Exons: 11
Coding region: 133-2061 (642 amino acids)
Molecular function (GO): protein binding
Source: RefSeq, a predicted model, not a curated record
GUUGCGUGGCCGCCGGUUCCCUCAACUCCGCCCUUUCUCCACGGGGGUUCUCUACGCUGUGCGGCGUUCAUUCUCCCUCCCGUCGUCUCUCGGCCUUCCACUGCCGUCGGCAACACACACCCUCGCUUCAUCAUGAGCGCCGGCAUAACCUCCCUCCCCUCCCGUCCAGCCCCCCUCCCCCGCCUGCCCUCCGCAAAACACCCGGACCUCGUCCACAGCACCUCUUCCCUCCCCUCUCCCCCACCAACAACAAUCAACCCGCCAACAACCACCCUAACCCCCUCCUACUUCCUCGAACCCGCCCUCGACAGCUUCGCCAUCGAUGCAGAUGAGGAUGAUCAUAUUAGUUAUGAGGAGGUCCCUGUGGAGGAGUUUGAGGAUGAGGAGGAUGAUGAUGAGGAGACGCUUGAGAGGGCUGUUCGGAGGUUGAAUGAGGGGCGGUUGUUUGGAGUGGCGACGGAAACAUCACCGAAAUCCGAAGAACCGCCCGUGCCCAAACUCACCAAACGCCCCGAAGUCGUCGACGACUAUGUGCGGAACUGGCUAUCCAGUAAAGGCCUCCUCAAAUCCCUCGACGCCUUCCAGAAUGAAUGGUACGAAUUCCAACAACGCGGCAAACUCAGCCAAGAGGAUAUCACACCCGUUCCCGACGUCUACCUCCGCAACCAGGAGCUCGCGGACGCGUUGCAGAAGUUGAGGGUGGAUGUGGAGACGUAUAAGGAUAUCGCUAGUAAAGCACGCUCAACGUACGAUAAACUCCGCAAAGAGCGCGACUUCCACCGCAUGCAUCACAAACGCGUCGUCCAAGAAAAAAACCGGCUGCUGAACGACAUCAAACGCCUCAAAACCCAUUACGAAGGGUACGAGGCCAUGGCGAAGAGUCUGAGGGGGAAAUAUGAGAGCGCGAUGAAGGAGAAGAUGCUUGUGCGGUUGGAGAGGGAACGGUUGGCUGGGAAGGUUACGGCCCUGGAAACGCAGAUACGGCAAGAACGUAAGACCGGCGAGUCGCCCGGAGGCUCAGCCCGCAAAUCCCGUCCCGACGGCACCAAAUCCCCUCAACCAACAUCAACGCAGAAAAAACAAACCACCCUACCCACUGAAGACCGGCCGAACCCGUACGCAACUACCGAGUUACCGAGUUUGAAAGCGGGCGGGUUGAAACAGGUGCAUGUUGUCAAGGCGCACGAGAUGGCUAUCAGUUCGUUGAAGUUCCACCCAAAGAAGAUGAUACUAGUAACGGUAUCGGAUGACAAGACCUGGAAGAUGUGGGCCUUCCCCUCCGGCGAGCUGGUGAUGAGCGGGACAGGGCAUCGGGAUUGGGUUUCUGAGUGUGAUUUUCACCCCAAAAGUGGAACACAACUAGCGACAUCAUCAGGCGAUGGGACAGUGAAGAUAUGGGACUUUGCGAAGGGCUCGGUGGUAGCCACCCUGAACGACCACACGCAGGCGGUGUGGGGGUGCGCAUUCCAUGAUACCGGGGAUUGGCUCGCAAGUGCCUCAGGGGAUCAGACUGCGAAAUUGUGGGAUUUGACCACGGCGAGAUGCCGCCAAACCUUCCGCGGGCACGCCGACGCCGUCAACCACGUCGGCUGGCUGCCGUACACCAACACGCUGUACACGUGUUCGGGGGAUAAGACCAUUUCGUUGUGGGACGCAAGGAGCGGGUUGUGUGUGCAGACGCUGUAUGGGCAUUCGAAUGCGGUUAAUUGUGCGGCGAAUGCGCUUAAUAACACCCACACGCUAACCUCCUGCGAUGCCGACGGCACCAUCAAACUCUGGGACCUCCGCAGCGCCUCGGAGCUCGCAUCCGCCGAUUUCGGGCCCCAUGCAGCCAACAAAGUCGCGUUUGACGGGAGCGGGUCGACGGUGGUUGUUGCGAGCAAUGAUGGGAUGUGCAGGGCUGUGGGGGUCAAGGCGUUGGUGGGCGGCGGGCUGAGUGGGAGUGGGGCGGUGAGGGAGUGGAUGGCGUGUGAGGAGGGGUGUUCGGGGGUUGUGGUUGAUCGGAGGGGGGAAGGGGUUGUUGUUGGGGGGAGUGAUGGGACGUUCCGGAUAUUCCAAUGA